AGUUUGGAGGCGCGGUGUGAACGGAUCUUGUUGGACAUGGAAGCGGCGCUUACAGCUCGGGACCGCGUGGGCAUCCAGGAUUUUGUGCUUCUGGACGCCUACACAAGCGAGAGCGCCUUCCUAGACAACCUCCGAAAGCGCUUCAAUGAGAACCUCAUCUACACAUACAUUGGCACUCUGCUGGUGUCUGUUAACCCUUACAAGGAGCUGGGUAUCUACACCAAAAAGCAAAUGGACACAUAUAUGGGAGUCAACUUUUUCGAGCUUCCACCUCACCUCUUUGCCCUGGCUGAUAACGCUUACCGCACCAUGCUGGCAGAGAACAACAACCACUUCAUCCUGAUUUCAGGAGAGAGUGGGGCGGGCAAGACCGAAGCCUCCAAGAAGAUCCUGCAGUUCUAUGCAGCCAGCUGCCCUCGCACCAAACUGCUGGACAGCGUCAGGGACCGCCUCCUCCUCUCAAAUCCUGUGCUGGAGGCCUUUGGGAAUGCCAAAACACUGAAGAAUGACAACUCCAGCCGCUUUGGGAAGUACAUGGAUAUCCAGUUUGACCACCAGGGGGAGGCUGUGGGGGGGCACAUUCUCAGCUACCUGCUGGAGAAAUCACGGGUUGUCCACCAGAACCAUGGGGAGAGGAACUUCCACAUCUUCUACCAGCUGGUGGAGGGGGGGGAGGAGGAACUGCUGCGCUGGCUGGGGCUCGAGAGGAACCCACAGCAGUACAGCUACCUGGUGCAGGGGGAGUGUGCCAAAGUGAGCUCCAUUAAUGACAAGAAUGACUGGAAGACAGUUCAGAAAGCCCUCUCUGUAAUUGAUUUCAGUGAGAGUGACAUAGAGCACCUGUUUGGAAUCAUCGCCAGUGUCCUUCACCUGGGAAAUGUCAGAUUCCAGGCUAAUGUCCAGGGAUAUGCCACAGUCAACAGCAGUGCAGAGGUGCACUGGCUGUCAAAAUUGCUGGGGAUCCGUGCGCAGGUCCUGCAGGAAGGUUUGACCCACAGGAAGAUUGAGGCAAGAACAGAGGAGGUGCUCAGCCCAUUCACUGUGGACCAUGCCCUCUAUGCCAGAGACGCUCUGGCCAAAGCUGUUUAUGGUCGCACCUUCACUUGGCUGGUCAGCAAGAUCAAUGAAUCUUUAGCUAAUAAGGACUCCUCAAGGAAGACGGUUAUAGGGCUGCUGGACAUCUAUGGCUUUGAGGUCUUCCAUGUGAACAGUUUUGAACAGUUCUGCAUAAACUACUGCAAUGAGAAGUUGCAGCAGCUGUUCAUCCAACUGACCCUGAAGUCUGAGCAGGAGGAGUAUGAGAUGGAGGGCAUUGAGUGGGAGACAGUGUCGUUCUUCAACAACAAGAUCAUCUGUGACCUGGUGGAACAGAAGCAUAGAGGCAUUAUCUCAGUGCUGGACGAAGAGUGCCUGAGGCCUGGAGAGGCCACUGAUCUCACCUUCCUGGAAAGACUGGAAGAGAAGAUAGGCGGACACCCCCACUUUUUAACGCACAAGCUGGCUGAUCAGAAAACACGCAAAACCCUGGAGAGGGGGGACUUCCGCCUCCUGCACUACGCUGGAGAGGUCACAUACUGCGUUGUGGGAUUCCUGGAUAAAAACAACGACCUUUUAUACAGAAACAUCAAAGAAGUAAUGCGUCUGUCCAAAAAUGCCAUUGUGAAGCACUGCUUCCCCUCCACUGAGCCAGACAACAAGAAGAGGCCUGACACGGUAGCCACCCAGUUUAAGAGCAGCCUGGUGGGGCUAACUGAAAUCCUCAUGGCCAAGGAGCCCUGGUAUGUGCGCUGCGUGAAGCCCAAUGACUCCAAGCAACCAGGGCGAUUUGAUGAUGUGUUAGUCAGACACCAGGUGAAGUACCUAGGCCUGAUGGAGCACCUCCGUGUCAGACGAGCUGGCUUUGCUUACCGACGCCGUUUUGAGGUCUUCCUGCAGAGGUACAAGGCACUCUGUCCAGACACCUGGCCACACUGGAAAGGAUCCGCCGCUGAGGGUGUGGAGCGGCUUGUCAGACACCUGGGCUACAAACCUGACGAGUACAAGAUGGGCAAGACUAAGAUAUUCAUCCGCCAUCCCAGAACCCUCUUUGCCACCGAAGACGCCUUUGAGGUCUGCAAACAUAAACUGGCAACAAGAAUCCAGGCUAAGUACAAAGGAUACAGAGGAAAGGAAGAAUUCCUGAGACAGAAAGAAGCAGCCACAAAGAUUGAGACGUGCUGGAGGGGCCUGCAGGCUCGAAGAGAGAGAGAGAGGAGAGCUUGGGCUGUCAAAGUCAUCAAGAAGUUUAUCAAAGGCUUCAUGACCAGAAACCAGCCAGCCUGCAUGGAUAACUCUGAGUACCUGGCCUUUGUUAGACAGAACUACCUCUCCCGUCUGAGGGACAGUCUGCCCAAAACUGUUCUGGAAAGAAACACCUGGCUGACCCCACCCCCCAUAAUGGAAGAGGCCUCACAGAUUCUAAAAAAACUCUACACCCGUCACAUGGUGAGGCAGUACGUUCGAGGGAUCACCGCACAACGGAAGGCACAGCUGCAGCUAAAAGGUGUUGCCAGUGCCCUAUUUAAGGGGAAGAAGGAAAACUACCCCCAGAGUGUGUCCAAACCUUUUGUUGACACAAGAAUAGGGGAACAGGACAUUAACAUGAAGGUCUUACAGCUGAUUCGCCAUGAACGCAUCAAGUACAGCACCCCUGUGGUGAAGUAUGACAGGAAUGGUUUCAGACCCCGCCUCCGGCAGCUCAUUCUCACACACGCCGCACUCUAUGUGGUGGAGGACGCCAAGAUCAAGCAACGGGUGGAGUUCAGCUCUCUGAAAGGUAUGUCAGUCAGCAACCUGAGUGAUAACUUUCUCAUCCUCCAUGUCACGUGUGACGACACCAAGCAGAAGGGGGACUUGGUUCUGCAGUGCGACCACCUGUUUGAGGCUGUCACCAAGUUGUGUGUGCUGGCCAAUAAGCACAGCUGUAUCAAAGUGGCACAGGGCAGUGUCCGAUUUGAUAUCCAACCAGGCAGAGAGGGCUUUGUGGACUUCAGCAGUGGCCAGGAGUCCAUGGUCUAUAGAGCUAAAAAUGGCCACCUGAUGGUGGUGACAGCUCAACUCAAAAAUAAGUGCUGA
Messenger RNA from Megalops cyprinoides (Indo-Pacific tarpon), 3114 nucleotides. RefSeq names its product myosin IHb (gene myo1hb). Gene Ontology annotation, biological process: vesicle transport along actin filament; actin filament organization. Gene Ontology annotation, molecular function: actin filament binding; ATP binding; microfilament motor activity. The transcript has 31 exons. NCBI's taxonomy places the organism in Eukaryota, Metazoa, Chordata, Actinopteri, Elopiformes, Megalopidae. The record is from RefSeq and is a predicted model, not a curated record. Bases 37 to 3114 code for a protein of 1025 amino acids. Gene Ontology annotation, cellular component: plasma membrane; actin cytoskeleton; microvillus.